This is a messenger RNA of Erpetoichthys calabaricus (reedfish), 763 nucleotides long. RefSeq names its product mitochondrial ribosomal protein S33 (gene mrps33). NCBI's taxonomy places the organism in Eukaryota, Metazoa, Chordata, Cladistia, Polypteriformes, Polypteridae. Gene Ontology annotation, cellular component: mitochondrion. The record is from RefSeq and is a predicted model, not a curated record. The coding region runs from base 208 to 522 and encodes 104 amino acids. The transcript is spliced from 4 exons.
UUCUGUUUUCGAACGGAAAUGUACCUCGGGCGUACUGUUCUUCUCGCGUGAUCUUUUUCUAGUUACCUUAGUUUAGCAUUUUAAGGUCAAAGGAAUUCAGAAAGCUCCUUCCAAGGUGGUUUCCUGCAGCUUGGUUUAUGACUGCUGCUAUUGCCAUUAUUCUCUUGAGAGCAAUUUGAGAGCUUAGGAGAAAAAAAGAAAACAAGGAUGACAUCAAACUAUGCUCUUCGUAUGGCCAGACUCAGUGCACGAAUAUUUGGGGAGGUGGCACGACCAACAGACAAGCAAUCAAUGAAAGUUGUAGAGUUAUUUAAGGAACAGCCAUUGGCACUUAAGAAGGAGGUGUAUGACUGGUAUCCAGAUCACAAUGUUUACUUUGCUUUAACCCAAAAACUUAGGUUUAUGGGGCUGUACAGAGAUGAACAUGAGGAUUUCAAGGAUGAAAUGAAGAGGAUGAGAAAACUACGUGGUAAAGGUCCUCCUAAGAAAGGAGAAGGAAAGAGAGCAACAAAGAAGAAGUGAUUGGAAACUUUGGAAUUGUCAAUGCACUCUAAUUUUCUUUAAAUAUAUUUAAAGAUCAUCAUGUUUUGCUGAUCAAUUUGAGUUCAGAAUUUGGAAAAGACAUUGAUGGACUACAAAACCAUUUAGUAGACAUUCACUUUUUCAUAUUUUUUGUUAAAAUUUUGUUACUUAAGUUAUUGUCAAUAUAUUUUACUGUACAAAGUUAAGACCCAAACUUAAAUUUGGUAUAAAUACUAUUUUA